UCAAAAUUGAUUGCCGUGCAGAUUUCUAGGCUCUUUAGAAAACUCAAAAUACAAAUAAUUCUUCUCCUUGUUUAUUCCUUCAACUUUCAUUCAACAUUUCCAUCUUCUCCGGCGAAUUCCUCCGUGUUCCAAACGAAACUCGCCGGGCAAAAUUACAGUCUCUCCAGCACCGUUAGGAAUUCUCUUGUGACUCCAUCCAUCUCCACCGCUUAUCCGCCAUGACGCCUGAAUAUGAUUAUUUGUUUAAGCUCCUGCUUAUUGGAGAUUCUGGUGUUGGAAAAUCAUGUCUCCUUCUGAGGUUUGCAGAUGAUUCAUAUUUGGAUAGCUACAUUAGCACCAUCGGGGUUGACUUUAAAAUCCGCACCGUGGAGCUGGAUGGAAAGACUAUAAAACUCCAAAUAUGGGAUACUGCUGGCCAAGAACGUUUUAGAACAAUAACCAGCAGCUACUACCGUGGUGCUCAUGGCAUUAUUGUUGUUUAUGAUGUCACAGACCAAGACAGUUUCAAUAAUGUUAAGCAGUGGUUAAAUGAAAUUGAUCGUUAUGCUAGUGAAAACGUGAACAAACUUCUUGUGGGUAACAAGUCUGAUCUGACAGCAAACAAAGUCGUGUCCUAUGAGACUGCAAAGGCGUUUGCGGAUGAAAUUGGAAUUCCCUUUAUGGAAACAAGUGCUAAGAGUGCCACGAACGUUGAACAGGCUUUCAUGGCCAUGGCUGCUGAAAUCAAGAAUAGGAUGGCAACUCAACCGAUGAACAAUGCACGGCCGCCAACUGUUCAAAUUCGAGGACAGCCUGUGAACCAAAAGUCUGGGUGCUGCUCAUCUUGAAGAGAAAAAUGGGAGAUAGAUAUCUCUAUGAUUGGGUCCUUCACAUGUAAAACUCUUUUCUUAUAAAAGCUUCGUCGUUUUGUUUUUGUGUUCUUCUCUACACCAUUUACUUUGUUGUGGUCGAUCAGCACUUUGUUUAAAAUUCCCCAUUCUUUUCAAUGUAUUUGAUUCUCAUAACAAAAGAUGAAACCAAAAAGAAAAAAAAAAGUAAACGAUCUGUACAAAUUAGAAAAUAUUAUUGGUGAAUAGCACUAUCCAGUAUUUGCUCUUUUAUCUUCCCAUUCCCUGAUGCCCAAUGCCAUGGUGAAAGUCAUCAACAUCUAAACAUUACCUAAUUUUAAUCCUAUGUUCUAUAAUUCCAGAUGGGCUGAACUAUAGUCUAUAAAUUUAUUUCAGUAA
Molecule: messenger RNA, 1226 nt
Organism: Cucumis sativus (cucumber)
Lineage: Eukaryota; Viridiplantae; Streptophyta; Magnoliopsida; Cucurbitales; Cucurbitaceae
Product: GTP-binding protein YPTM2
Exons: 8
Coding region: 219-827 (202 amino acids)
Molecular function (GO): GTP binding; GTPase activity
Source: RefSeq, a predicted model, not a curated record